This is a messenger RNA of Morchella sextelata, 1356 nucleotides long. RefSeq lists its product as uncharacterized. The record is from RefSeq and is a predicted model, not a curated record. Lineage: Eukaryota; Fungi; Ascomycota; Pezizomycetes; Pezizales; Morchellaceae. The coding region runs from base 1 to 1356 and encodes 451 amino acids. The transcript is spliced from 4 exons.
AUGCCUCCUUCUGGGCCCCCUCCGUAUAUAUGGGGAGUCAAGCCUGAGGACCAGCAAUACCCAAGAAAGCGGAAGGCCCCGCUUCUUGACGAAAUGCUGGUCACAUUCCCAGAUUCGAAACGGCUUACCCCAUCUACUGGUAAUAAGUACGAAGACAUCGUAAAGUACAUGAGGGAACGUCAUAGGGAACAGAGACAGCGACUACUGAGCCGACACGAGAAGGAAUACAAAGAAUGGAAAGAAGAGACUACUAAAUGUAUUGACUUCGAAGCAACCUACAAAUACAACUUCCCUAUAGGUCGCCCAAAUGCCAUAAUGCUCCCCGAGUCCAUUGACCUCAUAUCCACCCCUGAAGCGAGUGCCGCCUUGCAGCGACUACCGGAAACUCGUCGAAAUAUCGUUGUUUCGGUGGAUCAGCUUAAAGUACCAGAGGGGCUUUCAGAAAUAGAUGAGUACCGGACGAAGCAGUUUUCACAUCCCGAAUUUACCGCCGAAAUCGCAAGACAUGGGGUUUCCAUGAGAAAUAAGAUGAGAAGAGAGGAGCAGGAAUUGAGGAUGUACCAGAAUGAAGCAAUAUCUAUAUUCUUUCAGGCCCUCGAGAGGAAUUACCCAGACAAGUAUGGUAAGUACGGGAGCAACUCAAAGAAGGAUGUGCCAACUACCCAUAAAGCGCCAACCUUUGGGCCUUACAAUUCCCUCGCCGAUAAAAAAGAGUUUGGGUCAGAGAUUCGGCGCCCCCCACCCCCACCUCCACUUUCUAUUCCCAAAGUUCCUAGCACAACCUCUACUAGGGGCACUCCCCAGACAGGCUUUUUUACUUCCGCCGACGGAGAUGUAAUCAUGCGGGAUUCUCCACUGCCCCCAAAGCCAGGCGCUGCUUCACCGGCAUUGUCAUCACCAGGUAUUAGUCGGGAUCCUCGCAAACCUCCGCCACAAUUUGAUCCAUAUAAGAUGCGAGUUGAUCAAAUAUCACCACCCAAUCUGCCUCCAAACCACUACAGAGGCCGAGGGGAAAAUCCGCCCCACUAUAAUCGUCACGAUGAAUCACGCUCGUCAAAUUCCUACAGACGGCGCGAUGAUCCAUACUCUCGGCGAGAAAGUAUUGAAUCGCGGGGGGCUGUUGCUUAUAGUAACAAGUUCAGGUCUCCAAGGUCACCAUCUUUGCGUAGCCCUUUCAACGAACACGGUGGGGGAUAUCAGGGGUCGAGGCAAGAAAGCGAUCGAACAGGAGGACAGUCGCCAGCUGUCGGCAGAGAUGGUGGCGGGAGGGGAGCAAGUCCAAGAAACAAUAACGCAAUGGAUUCGGGGGAAACGGCGUAUAAUAGGCGUUCGAGUAUGUCAAACAUGAGGCGUUGA